CUGCACUCCCCAAUGUCCUAUGCCACUGACCGAUCUGCUCCCCAAGCUUCUGGUAGGGCUGGGAUGUUCUGUCGACAAGACGAAUGGGUGUUGAGAGUGACUGCUACGUGGUCGUCGUUUGCGGGUGACACGUCACGUGCACGGAGGUACGCAGACUUUGGUACGGUACCUUGGAGUUGGUUUGUUUUUCUUGCCUGCUACACAUGCCAUGCCUGUCGACAGGGACGCCCCAUGCCUGGCUUGUGUUUGCACAAGAUAGCAUGGGUUCCCCAUACCAGCUAUACACAUGUCAGGCUGUAA
Messenger RNA from Bipolaris maydis ATCC 48331, 300 nucleotides. The record is from RefSeq and is a predicted model, not a curated record. NCBI's taxonomy places the organism in Eukaryota, Fungi, Ascomycota, Dothideomycetes, Pleosporales, Pleosporaceae.